Paramecium octaurelia is the source of this 576-nucleotide messenger RNA. NCBI's taxonomy places the organism in Eukaryota, Ciliophora, Oligohymenophorea, Peniculida, Parameciidae. The record is from the annotation of a GenBank genome assembly.
UAUGAAUACAUCCUCAAAACCAUUUAUAAUCAGACACAUACAGUAGAACUAUUUGGUUUCAGCUGAUUCCUCUUCAUUCGAUGCAAAUAUAGAGAAGAGAGUACAAUUUGUACAAGGAGCAAAUACUUUUAUUGCAGUACCAAUUCAAUUGAAAAUUAGGUCAUGUUGAGUUAUGAUAGCAUAUAGCAUGGAUUCUAAUUUUUCCAAUAUUAUGACAAGUGCUUGUCUUAUGCUUACAUGAUAGGGGCUUUGUUAAUAGGGAAUAUAUUUUGGAUUUUGUGUUCAAUUUUUGGGUUUUAUUCGAUUGAUGCAAAGAAUUCACAGAAAAUUCUUAGGUAUAAAGUGUGUAGGACUAGGGAUAUUAUUGGGCAUUGUUGUCGGUUUUGUUCACUAGAAUUCUGGUCUAUGGAUAUAUGGCAUAUUAAAUGAAUUAGUAUCGCUUGUACCCAGAAUCUGAAAAAGUGAUAAGUGACAUUGUGUGUGAAUCACUGAAUCAAACGGGAUUGAUUAUAAUACAAAUCACAAUAGAAUCAGUAGUUUUGUUGAUCAUGAUCUAUUUCUCGCAUUCCAUCCGAC